AUGUUUAGCUGGCUUAAAAAAGAGGGUGAAAAAACUGAAAGUAUCGAAAAUGUCGUGGAGGGUCUUAAAAGAAUUUAUAAGACGAAACUUUUACCACUCGAAUUGCAUUAUCAGUUCCACGACUUCCACUCUCCACAGCUCGAGGAACCAGACUUCGAUGCGAAACCGAUGAUUCUGCUCGUUGGUCAAUACUCGACGGGUAAAACUACAUUUAUCAAAUAUUUGUUAGAAAGGGAUUUCCCAGGAAUACGUAUUGGACCAGAACCUACAACAGAUAGAUUCAUCGCGGUCAUGCACGAUGAGAAAGAAGGUAUGAUUCCCGGAAAUGCACUCGUCGUAGACCCAAAGAAACAAUUUCGUCCAUUGAGUAAAUUCGGAAACGCCUUCCUCAACAGAUUUCAAUGUUCCACUGUAAAUUCGCCGGUACUACGUGGAAUUUCAAUUGUGGAUACGCCUGGUAUUUUGUCUGGUGAAAAGCAACGUGUUGACAGAGGAUACGAUUUUACCGGUGUUCUCGAAUGGUUCGCAGAGCGUGUCGAUCGUAUCAUCCUGUUGUUUGACGCCCACAAACUAGAUAUUUCAGAUGAGUUCAGGCGGAGUAUUGAAGCGUUGAGAGGUCAUGAUGACAAAAUUCGUAUUGUAUUAAAUAAAGCUGAUAUGAUUGAUCAUCAGCAGCUGAUGCGAGUAUAUGGCGCUCUGAUGUGGUCGUUAGGCAAGGUGCUGCAAACACCUGAGGUAGCCAGAGUGUACAUAGGAUCAUUUUGGGACCAACCUCUACGCUACGAUGUCAACAGGCGAUUAUUUGAGGAUGAGGAACAGGAUUUGUUUAGAGAUAUGCAAUCUCUACCGCGAAAUGCAGCAUUACGUAAAUUGAAUGAUUUAAUCAAAAGGGCACGACUUGCCAAAGUUCAUGCAUAUAUAGUUAGUGAGUUAAGAAAAGAAAUGCCUUCAAUGUUUGGCAAAGAUGGUAAAAAAAAAGAAUUGAUUAAAAAUUUAGGUCAAGUUUAUGAUAGAAUUCAAAGGGAACAGCAAAUUUCUCCUGGUGACUUCCCAGAUAUCAAGAAAAUGCAAGAAACACUAGCUAAUCAUGAUUUCACCAAAUUCCACCCUCUGAAGCCUAAGUUAUUAGAGGUUGUGGAUCACAUGUUGGCCACAGACAUAGCUCGUCUCAUGGACAUGAUCCCACAGGAAGAUGUCAACAUUGUCACCGAGCCCCUCAUCAAAGGUGGCGCGUUCGAAGGCGUAGAAGACCAAGUGUCGCCGUUCGGCUAUGGUCGCGGCGAAGGCGUGGACGCCGGACACGGAGACCCCGAGUGGAUUUGCAGCAAGGAGAAGCCUCAGUACGACGAAAUAUUCAAAUCUCUGAACCCUAUCGAUGGAAAAGUCACCGGAGCUGCGGCGAAAACAGAGAUGGUGAAGUCAAAGUUACCGAACUCCGUGCUCGGUAAGAUAUGGAAGCUAUCCGACAUCGACAAGGACGGCUUUCUCGACGAGGAGGAGUUCGCGCUCGCGAUGCACCUCAUACGCGUCAAGAUCGACGGACACGACCUACCCUCGGAGCUGCCCCCCCACCUCAUACCCCCCUCCAAACGCAAU
Messenger RNA from Brenthis ino (lesser marbled fritillary), 1596 nucleotides. Lineage: Eukaryota; Metazoa; Arthropoda; Insecta; Lepidoptera; Nymphalidae. The record is from the annotation of a GenBank genome assembly.